GCGCGCAGCAGGGGGAGUUCGGGCACGGUGCCGGCUCACACGGGUUCUCCUCAGCCUCCCCUCCGGAAGUUUCCCCUCAGAAUUGUUGGGGUUUUUUUUUUAAAGCCCCUCACUUCCGGUUGUUUUCUUGUCCGCUUCCGGGUGACUUCGGCUCGGCUUCCGGCGGCGUUUCCCAGGAGCGGCGCGGGGCGGGUUGCGAUGCUGUCAGCGGGGGCGCCCGGGGCUGGCGGCUCGGAGCGGCCCGGCGGCCGGUUCAGCGUCCUGAGCUGGGAGCAGGUGCAGCGGCUGGACCAGAUCCUGGGCGAGGCUGUCCCCAUCCACGGCCGGGGCAACUUCCCCACCCUGUCCGUGCGGCCCCGCAGGAUCGUGCAGGUGGUCCGCAGCCGUCUGGAAAAGAAGGGAAUUGCCGUCCAUAAUGUCAGGUUGAAUGGCUCAGCAGCUAGCCAUGUCCUACAUCAAGAUAGUGGCCUAGGGUACAAAGACUUGGACCUCAUUUUUUGUGUGGAUCUGAAGAGUGAGGAUUCUUUCCAGCUAGUAAAAGAUGUGGUCAUGGACUGUCUCCUGGACUUCCUCCCAGAAGGAGUAAACAAAGACAAGAUCACCCCCAUGACUCUGAAGGAGGCAUAUGUGCAGAAACUAGUGAAAGUAUGUAAUGAAACAGACCGCUGGAGCCUUAUAUCACUGUCUAAUAACAGUGGGAAAAAUGUGGAACUCAAAUUUGUGGACUCUCUCAGACGGCAGUUUGAGUUCAGCGUGGACUCCUUCCAGAUCAUAUUGGAUUCGCUGUUACUAUUCAGAGAGUGUUCAGAGAACCCCAUGUCUGAGAACUUCCACCCCACAGUCACUGGGGAAAGCAUGUAUGGGGACUUUGGGGAAGCAAUGGACCAUCUCAGGAGCCGAAUCAUCGCCACCAGGAACCCAGAAGAAAUCAGAGGUGGUGGGCUUCUGAAGUACUGCAAUCUCCUGGUGAGGGGGUUUAAGCCCAAGUCGGAAGUAGAUAUGAAGGCGCUACAGAGAUACAUGUGCUCCAGGUUUUUCAUAGACUUUUCUGACAUUGGAGAACAGCAGCGGAAGCUUGAGUGUUACCUUCAGAGUCACUUUGUUGGGAUGGAGAGCAAAAGGUAUGACUGCCUAAUGACCCUGCACCGGGUGGUGAAUGAGAGUACAGUGUGCCUGAUGGGACACGAAAGGAGGCAAACUCUGAACCUCAUUGCCAUGCUGGCUGUGAGGGUGCUGGCUGAGCAGAACAUCAUCCCGACAGUAACCAAUGUGACCUGCUACUAUCAGCCAGCACCGUACGUCAGCGAAAUAAACUUCAACUACUACGUCACCCAUGUGCAACCCCUUCGGCCUUGCAGUCACUCCUACCCAACAUGGCUUCCUUGUAACUGAGCAUGGACAACACUCGCCAGGAUCUGUAUUCCAGGGUGCUCCCUGGCCUUGGCAGCCUUCUGGAAGAACUGUGACAAAAGGCAAUAUACUGGACUCUUUCUCAAGAGUUUCUUGUUCCCAAGUUUGUUUGGAACUAGCUGUGUCUGCUGUACGCUGUGGAGAUUGGAUGUGCAGUGUUAUGGAAACUGUAGAUGAUCCAAGAUGUUUACAGGAAGACUUAUGAAUUAUGUAGGCAAUGGGGGAGUUAGGGGGGAUUGUAGGGUUAGAUUAAAGGUAGAGCUGCACUGCCCUGAAAUGCAAAUCAGUCUGAAUUUCCUUUUCGUGCAGGAGGUGUUAAGGGUUGUGCAGACUCAUGGUUUCUGAAGAUAGAAGCCAGAGUGGCUGAUUCCUUUGAAGGACCAAAGAAUCCUGUUAAGUGCCUGUAACAAUAUAAAGACGACUGUACUGUAAACCUUUAUUUUUUUGGUCAGGGGCUAAGGUCCCUAAGUGCUUGUGUGGGGAUGUCUCAAGAUGAAAAUGUGUUUUGUUUUGGAUGGGAGGGGGUCAUUUGAUCAUUUCUAGUAACAUAAACAGAUGUUGGAUUGCAGGUUCUGUGUUGCUAAGGCUUUUGGCAUGGCUUGCUGCUUGUGAGGGGCCAGCUAAUAGUAUCUCAUCAUAGUCAAAGCUGAGUCACACAGAGGUGGGGGUUGGCAUUGAAUGUAUAUGUCUAAAUGUAACAUGGGACGCUGGGGCUGGGGAAGCACUGCGUUGCAGAGAAUGCUGGGCAGAGCUUUAUGGAAAUGGGAAGCAGAGACCUAUCCAAGUAUCCACUAAAAAGCGCCAAAAUCUGCAGUGCCAAAAUUCUCAGCUAACUUUUGUGUACAUAAACAGCAACGCAAGGGCUGUGUUUGGGAGUCUGCCCUACGUUAUACUAGUACAAAGCUGUAUUCCUUCUAGGGAAUUUGAAAUGCUGCUACUUUUUGGCAUGCAGUGUAGUUUUAAUGCACAAACAACCAGUGGCCAGCUGGGCUAUCUGGGAGAGACCAGGCUUGUCCUGAAGCACAAAGCAACUAAUGGCUAGUCAAACCGUUAACCGUAGCAGUUGAUUUUAUGUAGGCUGGAGCCAGUUUUAGGUCAAAUGCUUCAAGCCCUGUCGCUUCAGUAUUCGAUUCAGUCUUAGAGCUCUAGCAGAUUCUCUUGAUACUAGCCUGCCUUGGCUAGAGAAGAAAUCUGCCUUUCUGUGCCCUUGGUCCUUUUGUCAAAAGCAGCCUGUUUUUCAGCUACACAAUUCCACAUCUGAGCAACAGAUAGCAUUUUACAUUCGUAAUCUCAUUAGAAAUGAAAGAUGACUUCUUUUGUGUAUAAAACAAAAAAAAAAACUCAAACUCCUUAAGUUUGGCUUUAGGAAAAGGUAUAUCCUUUUUUAAAAAAAAAAAAAAAAAAAAAUCAAAACAAACCUUUAUGCCUGAGAGCGUUUUGGUGUAUCUUAUGCAAAUGUUCUGCCUCUGAAGUUGUGGUGUGUGUAUAGAGUACAAACAGUCCUGCCCUGAGUUGUCUGGAUUGCUUAUCCAUUCCUUUGCAACAUCACAUUUUUGAGACUUAACUAUGCAUGGGUUUGUGAAGCUGGUACAACUGAGACAUCAGGCAUCUUCUGCUCAAAAAGAGAAGUGCGCAGCUCUGGGAGUACACAACACUAGUCACUUCACGGUGCUUCUUCAAAGACAAAUAUACUUGAGUAUUUUUACUAACUUGUUUUCUGGUUGUUAUAAAACUGUACCACAGCUGGGCAGACUGAACAAUCUAAUAAAGAUUAGAUACUUGGAA
Messenger RNA from Mauremys mutica (yellowpond turtle), 3195 nucleotides. RefSeq names its product terminal nucleotidyltransferase 5B (gene TENT5B). Bases 199 to 1392 code for a protein of 397 amino acids. The record is from RefSeq and is a predicted model, not a curated record. Gene Ontology annotation, molecular function: poly(A) RNA polymerase activity; RNA binding. The transcript has 2 exons. NCBI's taxonomy places the organism in Eukaryota, Metazoa, Chordata, Testudines, Geoemydidae. Gene Ontology annotation, biological process: mRNA stabilization.